GAUUCCGGGGCGGUGCCAUGUAUUGCGGCGCCGAAGAGGAGGAGGAGGAGAAGAAGGUGGUUGCUGUGGCGGCAGUGGCGGCAGGAGGGCGGUUUCCGCUGAGGCGGCGGCUCCGGCGGCUGUGAGCGCGGCCUAGUCCCUUCCUGCCUGCCUGCCUCCCUCCUUUCCUUCUGGCGGCGCCAUGUCGGAGGCGACGGUGGCGGACACGCGGCGCCUGAACUCGAAGCCGCAGGACCUGACGGACGCCUACGGGCCGCCCAGCAACUUCCUCGAGAUCGACAUCUUCAACCCGCAGACCGUGGGCGUCGGCCGCGCCCGGUACACCAGCUACGAGCUCCGCAUGCGAACAAACCUGCCUAUCUUCAAAUUGAAAGAAUCCUGUGUGAGGCGACGAUACAGUGACUUUGAGUGGUUGAAAAAUGAGCUGGAGCGUGACAGUAAGAUUGUAGUGCCUCCGCUGCCUGGCAAAGCCUUGAAACGCCAGCUCCCUUUCCGAGGAGAUGAAGGCAUCUUUGAGGAGUCCUUCAUAGAAGAACGAAGACAGGGCUUAGAACAGUUCAUAAACAAAAUCGCUGGACACCCGCUGGCACAGAACGAGCGUUGCUUACACAUGUUCCUGCAAGAGGAGAUCAUUGAUAGGAAUUACGUCCCAGGGAAGGUCCGCCAAUAGGGGAGCCCAGCGUCCUCCAUUUUUUCCUCUUCCCCCACCCCACCCUUGCAAAAAUGACAUUUAUUUUUACACUCUCUUCUUCUGAACCAGCUUUUUUCUCUCUGAACUUCCUUCCCUCCCCGCCCCAUGCCCACUUUUGUCCGGUGUUGCCUGCCACGCCACCGCAUCCCGAUCCCCUUUGUCAAGGCAGCAGAGUUGAGUUCCGUCGGUCUUCGGUCUCUGUAUAGAAGGUGUGGAGCUGCAAAGAGCUGCACCUGUUGAUGGAUGUGUAGAGCUUGCUGGGAAAAGGAGGCUGAGGGAUACAACGUGCAGGUGAGGAUGGGGAGGGGGCAUCUCAAGCAUGUGCUAAGAAGAACAUGGCUCUUCUUCAGCAAUUGUAAGGAUCCCUUUAGCAUUUUGCUCCAUUAUGGCAGAAAGCAGCAAAUGUUUCCCCUGUUGAAACGAGGGCAUAGUAGACCAAAAAAAAUAAAAAAGCUUGGAAGCACCUUUGAGAGAGCAGUUGCAAAGAGUUUACAAGUGGCCAUUGUCCACAAAUCCACUAUCCCGAGUAUUUCUGGUCUUCGCUGCUAAUCCUACCCCUAGAAUCUUUUCAGUUUGAUGAGUUGACAAAAGGCAGAAAGGACUUCCUAUCCAGAGGCACCUUCCUGCUGCCUCUAGGAGAAACAAGGCUCUGCAAACGAGUUGUGGGUUCUCAGAAAUGGAAGCUUGUUGAGGUCCGGGCAGAUGAAGCCUUUCUUGGAUUCUUUGGCUGGUUCUUGAUUCCGGAAGUUGCAGGGUGGGCAGUGUUUCUCCAGGCAGGGACGGAAAAUAUCACAACCGGGCCUCGCCAAGCUAGACUUAGGAAUUUUUGAGUCCCAGGCAACUUGGCAUGCCUCUGUUGUGGUUCACAGAAACUUUCCUUGGGGAUUGGGUCAGCAGCCACUGAGGGUUAAGGUGCAAAGUUCUCUGCUCUUUGUUUAAUAUUUAAUCUGCUUUGGAGGUCUUGUGGGUGCCAUGAAAGGCAUGUCGGAAAAUGGGGGUGUCUUCACUCGAUUCAAAUAAGGGGCCAGAGCAUGUAUGUAUGUGGGAAUGGGGAAGUAAUAAAGUGACUUCAACAUUGCCUCUUCUGCACCUUCUGCUAUUCCACGUGUGAUGGAGCGUGACACUGAGGGCAGGAAGGAGAAGCUGUACAUGAAACCCUGCAUGUUUUGGGGGGUAAAGAGGCGAUGGAAAUGCACUCUCCGUUUAUGAGGUGACUGGAGAGCAGGGAAGACUGUUCUCCUCAUCUGCCAAAGCAACUCACUCUGAAGAUGCUGCCUGAGCACAGGUUGCUCCUGUUGAAAAGGUUCUCGCGUUCUCAUUGGAGGCAGCUUCCUGAAUCUGCAUUCGCUGUGGGUUUGUGAAACCCUUUCUUUCAUUUGGUGCACAAGUCUGAAGAUCAAAGGCUCUUGCUGCUGUACAUAUAUAUAUAUAUAUACUGAUGUGGGGCUUCUAAUUCAGCGAUCUUAUGUCUUCAGUUGACUGUCCAAUGUAAUGUCCAAGACUUGUUCAUAUUAAACCACUGUGAAGCCGA
Messenger RNA from Anolis sagrei ordinatus, 2222 nucleotides. RefSeq names its product sorting nexin 12 (gene SNX12). Gene Ontology annotation, biological process: endocytic recycling; late endosome to Golgi transport. Gene Ontology annotation, cellular component: retromer complex; early endosome membrane. Gene Ontology annotation, molecular function: phosphatidylinositol-3-phosphate binding. The record is from RefSeq and is a predicted model, not a curated record. Lineage: Eukaryota; Metazoa; Chordata; Lepidosauria; Squamata; Anolidae.